AUGGCUACCAACAUUACAUGGCACCCCUCACUCUCGCGCUCUGAGCGUAAUCAGCUGCGCGGUCAGCGUGGUUUCACCCUCUGGCUCACAGGACUCUCCGCCUCUGGCAAGUCCACCGUAGCAACCGCUCUGGAACAGCACCUUUUGCACCUGGGAGUUGCAGCCUACCGUUUGGACGGCGACAAUGUACGCUUCGGCCUCAACAAAGAUCUUGGUUUCUCCGAGAAAGACCGCAAUGAGAACAUCCGUCGCAUUGCUGAGGUUGCCAAGCUGUUUGCCGAUUCUUCGACUGUUGCCAUUACCUCCUUCAUUUCGCCCUACCGUGCAGACCGCCAAGUAGCUCGCGAGCUGCACAGCCAGACCGGUCAGAGCAGCGACGAGGCCAUUCCAUUCAUCGAGGUCUUUGUCGAUGUGCCUCUCGAGGUCGCUGAGCAGCGUGACCCCAAAGGUCUGUAUAAGAAGGCUCGAGCGGGAGAGAUCAAGGAUUUCACCGGCAUUUCGGCCCCUUACGAAGCACCCGAGAAGCCCGAAAUUGUUAUCAGGACCGACGAGUCGAGCGUUGAGGAAUGUGUGGCACAAAUUGCCGAGUGGCUGAUCAAGGAGGGUCUCAUUACUGCGAGUAAAACAGCCUGA
Molecule: messenger RNA, 633 nt
Organism: Colletotrichum fioriniae
Lineage: Eukaryota; Fungi; Ascomycota; Sordariomycetes; Glomerellales; Glomerellaceae
Gene: MET14
Product: Adenylyl-sulfate kinase
Biological process (GO): sulfate assimilation
Molecular function (GO): adenylylsulfate kinase activity; ATP binding
Source: RefSeq, a predicted model, not a curated record